AUGGCUUCAAGUGACAAGACACCGACUCCGAACCCGGCCUUCCAGGGCGACCAUCCGACGCCGCCGGGAAAGCCGAUGACGAUGGGGCAACACGUGUUGGACAAAGGAGCGGAGAUGAUGCAGUCCCUGAAGCCGGUGAACCAGAUGAGCCAGCACGUGUGCACCUUCGCCCUCUACAGCCACGACAUGACACGUCAGAUCGAGACCCACCACUACGUCACCCGCCUCAACCAGGACUUCCUCCAGUGCGCCGUCUACGACUCCGACGACUCCCACGCCCGACUGAUCGGUGUGGAGUAUGUGGUGUCUGAUAGGAUAUUUGAGACUCUGCCUCCGGAUGAGCAAAAGCUGUGGCAUUCCCAUGCUUAUGAGAUCAAAGCAGGCCUCUGGGUCAACCCUCGGAUCCCCGAUAUAAUUGGCCAGCCUGAGCUCAAUAAUUUGACCAAAACUUAUGGCAAAUUCUGGUGCACAUGGCAGGUUGAUCGAGGUGAUCGGCUUCCACUGGGGGCGCCGGCGCUGAUGAUGUCGCCCCAAGCGGUGAACUUGGGGAUGGUGAAGCCGGAGCUGGUGCAGAAGAGGGAUGACAAGUACAACAUAUCAACGGAUGCUUUGAGGGUGUCGAGGGUGGAGAUAGCCGAGCCGGAGUGGAGUAAUCCGCAGGCGGAUUACUGGAAGCAGCAUGGCAAGGGUUUCGUCGUUGACGUCAAGCAUUUGAGCAAGAUUAGGAACAUUAAUUACUUUGUGGAUAUCCAAGCACCUAUUUUGAGCAAGAUUAGGAACAUCUAUUUUGUCAUUUAUUAUCGAAGUGAAUUGACUGCUUCUUUCACUUCAGUUUGA
Messenger RNA from Prunus armeniaca (apricot), 837 nucleotides. Lineage: Eukaryota; Viridiplantae; Streptophyta; Magnoliopsida; Rosales; Rosaceae. The record is from the annotation of a GenBank genome assembly.